Molecule: messenger RNA, 1936 nt
Organism: Panthera uncia (snow leopard)
Lineage: Eukaryota; Metazoa; Chordata; Mammalia; Carnivora; Felidae
Product: zinc finger protein with KRAB and SCAN domains 4-like
Exons: 6
Coding region: 308-1936 (542 amino acids)
Source: RefSeq, a predicted model, not a curated record
CCCGCUCCGCCCCGCCCCGGGGGCGCUACUUUCGGAACUGUUGGGGUGCGGCGAGCCGGCUCCCCUGGUCCGGUUGGGGUUGCCGAGGAGCCGCCUCCUCCCGCGAGGGGACCCCGGGGAGGCAGCGCCCGCCUCCGGGUAGGUGCCGCAGCCUCGCAGUGUGUGCAAUCGGGACUCCGGGUCACACACACACACACACGCACGCACGCACACACACCCGCCGCGAAGACGGGGGCCAGGUCGCGCUCCAUUCGAAGACAAGGAUCCUCCUGCAGGAGCACGGCGGCCCACUAGAGCCAGAUCCAGGAUGGCUGGAGAAUCGGCGGAGAGCACAGCCUGGGACGCCAAGUCCGCAGGGAACCACAUGGGGCCUCUGGUGGUGAAGCCGGAAGCGGGAGAGGCCUCUGCCCUUGUGCAGGACGCCAGCCCCCAUCGGGGUCCUGAAGACUCGCGCCGGCGCUUCCGGGGCUUCCGCUACCCUGAGGCCGAGGGGCCCCGCGAGGCGCUGCGCCGGCUCCGCGAGCUGUGCCGCCAGUGGCUGAGCCCGGAUAUACACAGCAAGGAGCAGAUCCUGGAGCUGCUGGUGCUGGAGCAGUUCCUGACCAUCCUGCCCGCCGAGCUCCAGGCCUGGGUGCGGGGACAGCACCCGGAGAGCGGGGACGAGGUGGUGGUGCUCCUGGAGCACUUGCAGAGACAGCUGGAGGCGCCGACACCGCAGGUCCCAGGUGGUGACCAGGGCCAAGAGCUUGUCUGUUGCGAGAUGGCAGCACUGACACCUUCCCGCGGAUCACGGAGUGCCCAGUUCCAGCCGGUGAGGGCUCUGCUCAAGCAUGAAUCUCUGGGAUCACGGGCCUUACCAGGCACAGUUCUCCAGGGUCCUGGGCUUGCCCCGGGAGGGCGCUGCAGAGGAGACGCAGUGGUGGCGGCCAGGCUGCCCCCAGAGCCCCAGGGCUUGCUGAAAACGGAAGACGUGGCCCUGGCUUUCUCCUCUGGCUGGGCGCAGCUGGAUUCCUCUCGGGGGAGCUUCCACGGAGACGAAGGGCGGGAGAACCCCGGCGGCCUGACCUCCCCGGGUGGUGAGACAGAGGCCGAGAUCCGGGCCCUGCCUGUGGACGAGGUCCGGCCAGUACAAGAGUCCGGGGGAAUGCCGCGCCCCCCGCGUGAAGACACUGCCCAGAUUCCUGAAGGCACCGAAGCUGGCGAACAGGAGGGCAGGUUCCCGAGAAAGCAGAAAACUGCCACGGGAAGUAGGAGGCACUACUGUCACGAAUGUGGAAAGAGUUUUGCUCAGAGUUCAGGCCUGACCAAACACAGGAGAAUCCACACCGGGGAGAAACCCUAUGAGUGUGAAGACUGUGGCAAGACCUUCAUCGGGAGCUCUGCCCUCGUCAUCCAUCAGAGAGUCCACACCGGGGAGAAGCCCUACGAGUGUGAGGAGUGUGGCAAGGUGUUCAGUCACAGCUCAAACCUCAUCAAACACCAGAGAACCCACACCGGGGAGAAGCCCUACGAGUGUGAGGAGUGUGGGAAAACCUUCAGCCAGAGUUGCAGCCUCCUUGAACAUCACAAAAUCCACACAGGGGAGAAGCCGUACCAGUGCAACACGUGUGGCAAAGCUUUCAGGCGGAAUUCACAUCUCCUCAGACACCAGAGGAUCCACGGCGAUAAAAACGUGCAGGAUCGUGAAUGUGCAGAGACCCGGGAGGGUCGGGGGAGGGUGGAAAGCCGGUGGGAAAGCGUUGAGGCUCCCGCGUCUUACACAUGUGACGAGUGUGACAGGAGUUUCACUCGGAGUAGAAGCCUUCUCGAACAUCAGAAAAUCCACACCGGUGAGAAACCCUAUCAGUGUGACACAUGUGGGAAAGGCUUCACCCGAACUUCAUACCUUGUUCAACACCGGAGGAGCCAUGUUGGAAAGAAAGUUCUAUCACAGUGA